AAUAUCACUCCGGAAGGGACGUGCAGCUGCAGACUUCAUGUUCCUUUUUAGGCGCGCAAACAACGUCUCGCCCUCCGCCAUGAGAUCCCUCCAGAGGACAUCGCUGCUCUAAACUCUAUGUAAAAUGUUGAGGCAUUAAAGAAUCAAAUCUCCAAUAUUUAUGAAGAAGGGAGAAGCUUGAACAGUUAGACUGGAAGACUAGAAGAUGGCCAUGAAAAACACAGUGAGAGAUUUCAUUUUAGAAGCGCUGGAGGACCUUGAAUCCGAACAACUGCACAAAUUCCGGAGAAAACUCACUGACAUGAAUAUUGAUGAGGAGUAUAAGAAAAUCCAAAGAAGUCGUCUGGAAAAUACAAACGCUGAUAAGAUUGUUGAUAUCAUCCUGAGUUUCUAUCGUGAAUCUUACGGCUGUAAACUCACAUUUGAUGUUUUAAAUCAUAUUAAUGAGAGACAAGUAGCAGACAAUCUCCGUGAAAACGUAGAAAAAAUCAAGUCAAAACAAUGGACAAGCAACGUAUUUCACGCGGCUCCCAACGAAAAUUGUGAACUUGCUCCUUCCCAUGCAUCUUCCGAAGACAUAAUACAUGAUGUCUUUGAAUUCGCACAAAGAUUAAAUAUAGCAAAAUACAUUGUUUUGAAACUGACACUGAGUAAAGUCCUGAGCAUUGGUUCCGAAGAUCUCCUACAUAGUCAGCUUAAGAAUGAUGAAGACCUUCCCUGGAAUUUCUUACGGAAGCUCAUGGCUUUAAACACAACUGCUAGAAAUGUUUCUGAACUGAAAACCAAUGAAAAUGAGUUGGAGUUUAAAUUGAAACAAUCUGCAUUAAGCUCGGUCCAUCUUUUAGAUGUCCUAUGUGUCCUCCUUCAUUGUUCAGACUGUAUUCUCCAACAAGCCAUAGUGACCAAACUGGCCAUGUGUCAGUUUGCCGUCCCUCUGCUGCUCCCUCCUGGUGAUGGGUCACAUUGCACCCUCAUGCUUUGGGCAAUGAGAGACAUAGUGAAGAAGUGGAGACCUCAGUCAUUAGAAGACAAUUUAGGGUUCAGAGAAGAAAAUGUGGUUAAUGUUGCCAUGCCAAUCUUCUCUUUUGUCAGGCUUGGAGAAAAAAAACUAUCUUAAUUAAGAGUUUUAAACCAACUUCUUAAUCCAGCUGAGUUACAUCACAAUUUCUUCAUGCAGGACAGUUUGGAGGGAAGAAACAUAGAGAGGAAAAUAUCUGAUGGACUGGUAGAAGUUUCCUGGUAUUUUCCCUGUGGUAAGUCUGCUGUUUUCCCAGAACCCAUCACAGUGACCAACCUACGAGGAGAUCUGGAGAUACAUUUGAAACAGUUCAAGUUCCUGACUCGAAUUUCUUCUGUUGUGUUUAUAUUCAUUGAGAGUAUUUCUGAGAAGCAAUCCACAUUGUUAUCAUCCUUCCCUACCACUGACACCCAAUAUUUCUUCAUUGUUACUCCGGCUCAUGGCACAACUGUGACUACACAGACACUGAGGGCUCUUAAAAACUUAAUGCCAGUGCUAAAGUUGAAACAAUCUGAUAUAUUAAUACAUGAAGGCAAGACAAAUGAGGCAGAAUUUGUAAAUGAAAUAAAAAGAAGUAUUGUUUGUUUCCUAAAUAAUAAUCCAAAAGUAAAUAAAAUGAGAGACCUUGAGAAAGAAACUCAUGGAUUGGACAUCCAAGUAGAUGAGAGUGAUCCUGAAUGUCAGAAGGCCAGGGAACAUGCCAGGAAAAUUACAGAAGAAAUAACAAAUGUGUCUGAGUACAAAAAGAACACUAUGAAGUUACAGGGAGAUCUCUGGAGACAGUUAUCUGAUGUGGAAAAGGAACUUUGCAGAAUGACAAGGCAAGGUGGUAAAGACACACAACAAUAUCAAGAUGACCUGAGAAAGAAACGCAUUUCACUACAUGAGGAACAACAUAAACAUGAUCUGCCCCAUGGUUUAAAGCUCUUUAUUGAUGCAAUCACUGAUUUGUCUGAGACUGAGAAACAAUAUUUUCUGAAAUGGAUGAAAUUUGAACUUGAUUCAAUUGCUAGAGAUCGUCUUUUUAAUCUACAAGCUGAAUACAAUGAAAAAUAUAACAAUAUCUUAAGUAGUAACGAAGAGCUCAGACAGAUAGACCAGAAAAUCUCUGACGGUUCUUUAGGAAUUGAACAUUUCCUACGUGAGAUGGGACAGUUUUAUGAAGCUGAAUGUUCCAUGAUUAAAGAAAAAAAAAAAAGACAAUUUACUAGAUUGCCAGGAAUUAUGGCUAAUCUCGUGUUGGAUGGUUUCUCAUUGGAGCUGAUAGAUGGAGAUGCCUCCAACAUUCCCCUACGGUGGAUAACUGAUGUUCUAAAUGAGCUGGACUCCAAAACAGGGGGAAAAUGCAGAAUGAGAGUAAUCACUGUGCUGGGAGUGCAGAAAACGGGGAAAUCCACUCUUCUCAACACCAUGUUUGGUCUGCAGUUCCCGGUGGCCAUUGGAAGAUGCACACAAGGAACCUUCAUGACUCUUCUUAAUGUGAAAGAGACCUUCCAGGAGGAGCUGGGCUGUGACUUCAUCCUGGUGAUUGACACUGAGGGGCUGAAAGCUCCAGAGUUGGCUUCCUUGGAGGGCAGUUAUGAACAUGACAAUGAACUGGCCACAUUAGUGGUUGGGUUGAGUGAUAUCACCAUCAUCAAUAUGGCCAUGGAAAACACAACAGAAAUUAAGGAUAUUUUACAGAUUGUGGUCCAUGCCUUUCUUAGAAUGAAAGGAAUAGGAAAGAAACCCAACUGCCAGUUUGUACAUCAGAAUGUGAGUGAUGUGUCCGCUCAUAACAAGAACAUGAGAGGCAGAAUGAAACUUCUGGAACAGCUGAAUGAAAUUACAAAAGUAGCUGCAGAGAUGGAAAAGAAAAGUAAUAUAAAAACUUUCAGUGAUGUGAUGAACUACAACCUGGAGAAAGACAACUGGUACAUUCCCUGGCUCUGGCUUGGGGUCCCACCAAUGGCUCCAGUAAAUUCUGGGUACAGUGAACAUGUGUCUGAACUGAAAAAGUAUUUAUUAGAAUUAAUGACAAGCAAAGAAUCUCUGCACAGGCCUUCAACUAUUCCUGAAUUUAUAGAAUGGAUAGAAAGUUUAUGGAACGCUGUAAAACAUGAGAAAUUCCUCUUCAGUUUCAUGAACAGUUUGGUGGCAGAAGCUUAUAAUAAACUGUCUAUACAAUACUCACAGUGGGAAUGGGAGUUCAGAAAAACUGUACACGAUUGGCUGAUCCGUACAGAGACAAAGAUUAAGAAUCAGACUGCAGCGAGUCUAAGUGAUGAACUUUGCUCCAAAUUUAAGAAUGAGCUCCACAGAUUGUUGAUUAUUAGAGAAAAUGAAAUGUUAAAAUUGCUGCAAAAAUACGCUGACAAUGAAAAUGAAAAUGUUCUUUUAAUAGAACGAUACAGACAUGAUUUUUUUCUGAGCACAACAUCUCUGAAGGAGGAAUUGAAAAGAAAUUCUCUUGUGAAGUUGGAUGAGGCUGUUUCAACUCAGAAAGGAAAAUUCAAGAUUCAGAAUAUACAAAUAAAUUCCCAGAAAUUGAUUGAAGACAAAAUCACAGAUCUCCUCAAGAGAUGCAGAGAGAAGAGAAAAAAGCUGAACAAUAAAGAGUUAAAGAGAGAAUUUGAGGCGAUGUGGAAGAAAAAACUGACAGAUCUACAGAUAAAGGAAUUAAAAACACACAAUGUCAGUAGAUCUAUGUUACGGCAGCUAAUGAAUGACAUGAGCUAUAAAGGAUCAGCUGUCAAUGAACACUUACUGGGUGUGAAGGACUUGGCAAAUAUCACACAGACUGAUUUCAAGAUAGAUGAGAAAUAUAUUGAGACGGGUUGGUUUAAAAAACUGACAAAUAAUUUUAAAAACAGAAAUGAGCAUUUGGACAAAAUAAAUGGUUUUGCUCAAUCUCUUAUAGAUAACUGUAACAGGGAUAUCAGAGAGAAGGUGGAUACCGGAGAGGACUAUUGUGACAACUAUUGCCAGGAAUUACUUCAUAUGAUUACAACAGAGAUUUCCAAACAGCCCAAAAAUCUUCAUUUGUCCACAUGGUUUGAAGUGAACAUCAAACUUCACAUUCUUAGAAAAGCUUCCAGAGAGUUCCAGAAGAUGCAUGAUAAAUUCAUUAGAGAGAACGAUCCAAAACUGUGUCUGGAAAACAUUACUUCUGGAUAUUUAGAAACAUUUAUCAGCACAUUCAAAGAGAAAGAUAUUUGUCAGACUAAAGCCCAAAAAUUCUGUGAGCGAUGUCUAAAACCAGCAAUGAUGGAUCAUGUUUUCCGCCAUCUUGGGCAGAACAUAGUGGAUGAGAUAGUAAGUUCAGACAAGAAAUUCUGCAGUAGAACAUUUUUUCAAGAUUUUUUACUGAGAGAGCUACUGGAAGAAAUGUCCUUCCAGAAAUAUGUAAAGUUUAUACGGUCAUAUGAGGAAUAUACAAAAGAAUGGAUACUAAAUCACACUGAAACAUAUGCAACACCCCAAAUCCUAAAACCAUUACAAGAACUUCUGCUGUAUUCACUGGGCAAAAAGAUAAGAAGAGCUCUUAAUGAAGACAACCCUGUUACAAGUUCAUCAGUCUCAGAUUUUCUGAAAAGUGUAUGUGAGACACUAAAGGAAGAAUUGGUGAUCCCUCAGAAUGAGAUGCAAGCGGUCACUUUCCAGAACACGGCUGAUGUUGGACAAUUUUCAUCGGACAUUCAGCUCUUCCUCCGAGAUACAGAAACAGAAGUCUUAUCAGAUCUGCAAUCUAUGGAUAUAAAGUCUGUACUCUCCAGGGUGACGGUGAAGCCUCAGGAUGAAUUGUUCAGGAAGGUUGCUGGCUGUGGGAAGCGAUGUCCAUUCUGUAAAGUCCCCUGUGAGGCCAGAGGUGAUGAACACAAGGAGCACUUUGCUACCAUCCACAGACCUAAUGGAUUGGGGGGGUUGUUCAGAUGGAGUCAUAUUAACAUCCUAACCACUGAUAUAUGUAGUGCAUCUGUUGUAUCUAAUAACUCAUUUAAAAACUCAGACACAGAAUGGAAAUGGCACCCAUACAAAGAUUAUCGUACCAUUUAUCCAGAUUGGGCCAUCCAACCAGAUCCCAGCAUCGAGUCAUCAGAUUACUGGAAAUAUAUUUUUGUGAUGUAUAAUGAGGAGUUUGCUGAAGAAUACGAUGCAAAACCAGCAGAAAUACCAGAUGGCUGGAAAUCCAUCACAAAAGAGAAAGCUCUGCGAAGCUUAAAGAAAAUGUACAAUAGCUAAACAGAGAAGACAAAUCAACAACGUGUAAUUCCUCAUCCAACUUAUUAUCUGGAAAUCAUUUACUGUUAUUAAAAAUAAUCUUUCCUUUGAUUUUCUCUAAUUGGA
Messenger RNA from Rana temporaria (common frog), 5344 nucleotides. RefSeq names its product interferon-induced very large GTPase 1-like. Gene Ontology annotation, molecular function: GTP binding. Lineage: Eukaryota; Metazoa; Chordata; Amphibia; Anura; Ranidae. The record is from RefSeq and is a predicted model, not a curated record. The transcript has 4 exons.